Molecule: messenger RNA, 2694 nt
Organism: Danio rerio (zebrafish)
Lineage: Eukaryota; Metazoa; Chordata; Actinopteri; Cypriniformes; Danionidae
Source: RefSeq, a predicted model, not a curated record
CGACCCAUUGAGUACUCAACUCUGACCAUGCGCACAAUUUAUAAGAUACUGGCCAGUCAGUACGACCCGCUAGGGUUCCUUACGCCAUACCUAACCAGAGCUAAAGUUCUUGUGCAGCAGCUGUGGGCAAAGAGGAGAGACUGGGAUGAUCCAGAUCUCCCUCUAGAUCUAUGUGAAUCCUGGAAGCAAUGGGAGAGUGAAUUGCCAAAUAUCAGUGCCAUCUCAAUCCCUCGUAGUUAUCUCCCAGAUGGAAUGGAUCAGCCCAACACUGAACACCACCUUCAUGUUUUCUGUGACGCCUCUGAGAAGGCGUACGGAGCAGUAGCCUACCUCUCAUCCACACAAGGUGGUGCUACCAAUGUAGCAUUCGUCAUGGCCAGAUCAAAGGUUGCCCCUAAACGACAACAGACUAUGCCACGACUGGAGUUGUGUGCAGCGCUGGCAGGAGCGCAGCUUGCCAAUCUGAUCCAGACAGAAUUGUCAGUCACACUGCAAAGGACUACACUGUGGACAGACUCCACGACAGUUCUAGAGUGGUUGCAAUCAGAAUCAUGUAGAUUUAAGGUAUUCGUUGGUGCUCGUGUAUCAGAGAUACAAGAACUUACAGAUCUGCGAGCCUGGCGUUAUGUGGAUACGCUGAGUAAUCCAGCGGAUGACUUGACAAGAGGAAAGAAACUUCUAGAUCUAGCUACUCCCAACAGGUGGAGUAAAGGCCCAUCCUUUCUGUUGCAAGCUCCUGACUGUUGGCCAGAGAAACCACAUACUGCUCCAUUACUCCAGUCAGAUGAACUGAGAAAUAUAACACUCUGCAACUUAGUAUCGGUACAACAGCAGGACAGUGUGCCAGAUGCAAGUCAGUUCACAUCAUGGAAGGACCUAGUCGAAGCUGUCCGCCUCCAAUGUCAGGGUACAGGAGAGCCUGCUCAAACUCAGCCAAGCAAUAGUUACCGUGCAGCUGAACUCACCCUUCUAAGAGCAUGCCAAGAAAGCAGCUUUCCAGAGGAGCUCACCUCACUUAAGACAGGCCAGCCCGUUCAUAUCAACAGCAGGCUCAGGCACUUAGCACCAGAGCUGGACGAGGCAACUAACCUUAUCAGAGUAGGAGGGAGGCUACGACGGAUGCAGCCGAUCAGUGACUUUGAGAUCCAUCCUAUAGGGCUCGACUCACGUCAUCCUGCCACUGCCCUUCUAAUCAAAGACUAUGACGAGCGCCUGCUGCAUAGUGGAUCUGAGAGAGUCUUCGCAGAGAUCAGGAGGCAGUAUUGGAUCUUGAAGGGGCGGCAGGCUAUAAAGAAACAUCAGCUUCAAUGCACAGAGUGCCAACGAUGGAGAGCUCGCCCUAGAAUUCCUCAAAUGGCAGACCUACCAUCAGCUCGCCUCCGUAUCUUUUCUCCACCAUUUCACUCAACGGGCAUUGACUGCUAUGGGCCAUUCAUUGCUAAGAUUGGCAGGCGCCAUGAGAAGAAAUGGGGAGUGAUUUUCAAGUGUUUAACAACCCGUGCAGUACACUUGGAUCUGCUCAAUUCAAUGGAUACGGAUGCUUUCUUACUCGCCCUCCGUCGAUUCAUUGCACGGCGAGGCAGACCAGUGGAGAUUCUCUCAGAUCGAGGCACUAAUUUUCGAGGGGCAGAUGCGGAAUUGAGAGCAGCCUUUGAGGAAAUGGAAACACAGCUUCAACAGCAGCUGGCAAGUUACCAGAUUGAGUUUAAAUUCAACCCACCUAAUGCUCCACAUUUCGGAGGUGUAUGGGAGCGGGAGAUUCGCUCCAUCAAGAAUGCACUCCAGGUUGCUGUGGGAACUCAACCUCUACCAGAGGAUGUGCUACACACCAUCCUUGUAGAAGUAGAAGGUAUCAUUGACUCCAAGCCUCUUGGAUAUGUUUCAGCUGACAUCGCUGACCCCGAUCCUAUAACCCCAAACAUGCUCCUCAUGGGGCGGCGGGAUGCUUUCCUGCCGCAAGCCGUUUAUGCUCCUGAAACUAUAGGACGACGAAGAUGGAGGCAUUGUCAAAAUAUCAUAGAGCAUUUCUGGAUUCAUUUCUUGUGAGACUACCUGCCAGCACUUCAAUCUCGCUACAAAUGGCAGCAACAAAAGGAAGCCAUUGCAUUAGGGACUGUGGUAAUGAUAGUAGAUCCUAAUCUACCACGUGCAGACUGGCCUGUGGGACGAGUGCUGAAGCUCUUUCCGAGUCAAGACGGCAAAGUACGAGCAGUCGAAAUUCAAGUAAAGGAUAAAGUCUACACUCGUCCUGUGGCACGACUUAUUCCCCUACCAGGCCUGCCAGACAGUGCUAAAGAUCAGUCAGCAUAAAGAAUUCUCUUGAUAUACACAUUUGCUACUCAAAUGUGGGGGCGGCUGUUACGAAUUGUCCAUGUAUGCCUGUCAGAGAGUAUGAGCAUGCAGUACACCAAGUACGCCUCAAGGUGGCACUGUUUGAUCACAUAUGGACAUUUAGUGAACUGAUUACAGGCAUCGUGCUUUAGUGUUGCAUCAGCCAUUCCGUCUGGAAAGUUCGCUCGAUUGCACGCAUUAUUGGGACAAUGUAUGAGUGACAGACAAAAAACCUUGCAUUUGUCCAUCUCAGCAAUCAUUAAAGCUACAUAUAUCAUCUAAUACUGACUCCAAGUUCUCUAAUCGGAACCCUGUGGCGGUUAGCAAACAUCGGUCCAGUAAUUAAUCCCUAAUUGUAACAGA